AUGCCCAUUCGUGGCUCAGACGUCUGCCUCAUUCUUGUGGCCAUCAUCUUCCCCCCUGCCGCCGCCGCGUUCAUUACAGGAUGCAGUUGUGACCUGCUCAUCAACAUCCUUCUCACGAUCCUCGGUUAUCUCCCAGGACAUAUCCAUGCCUUCUGGCUCAUCUACAAGCGUAUGAAGGCAGAGGAGAUGUAUGGUCGUGGAGGGUACAUGUACGUCGGCAACGGCGCGUUCAGGGGCGGUGCCGCCGGCCCCGCUCCUGUAGGCCCUGGGUAUGGCGCCCAGCCUGGGUACGCUGCUCAACCAGGUUACGGUGCGACAGCGACUCGUCCUUGA
Messenger RNA from Peniophora sp. CBMAI 1063, 333 nucleotides. NCBI's taxonomy places the organism in Eukaryota, Fungi, Basidiomycota, Agaricomycetes, Russulales, Peniophoraceae. The record is from the annotation of a GenBank genome assembly.